This is a messenger RNA of Radiomyces spectabilis, 274 nucleotides long. RefSeq lists its product as uncharacterized. The record is from RefSeq and is a predicted model, not a curated record. The transcript has a single exon. Lineage: Eukaryota; Fungi; Mucoromycota; Mucoromycetes; Mucorales; Radiomycetaceae. Bases 44 to 262 code for a protein of 72 amino acids.
GUCAUUCAUAAAAUUUGGCUUUCUCUAUCAGGUUAAUGAAUGGAUGAUAGCAGCCAGCAGUUUAUUUUGCUGUUUUGUCCAUACAGUGCUUGUCCAUAGACUUAUUAGAGGAAAAAUAGUUUCUCGGGAUCAGAUCAUGAAAAGAGGGCUUAUCAUGGGCAACAGAACCACGAAUUGCAAUUGGCAAAUGAACUAUCCAGGGCAUCUAGGAAAGAAGCAUGGUCAUGCAGCUUCCCUAAAACUUACUUUGAUCUUUGAUUAGUUUGUCGGCGAU